UAGUGAUUUUGGCAGAGAAGAAAAUUUACAGGAAGUCAAAGUCGUCGUCCUUCUUUUGCCAAUGGGAUUCGCCUCUUCUUCAUCAUCAGUUUCCUACACAACUUCCUCUACACAAACUCAAAUCACAAUCUCUCUACUCCUUUUCCUCCAUCAUAUAGCUCCAUUCCCCAUUCCAAAAUCUGCUUCAUCACCCAGAAAAAAAAAAUAUAUAACACCUUCUCGCUCGAUCUGACUAAUUUUCCCAAGUAACAAUGUUCUUGCUCGUAGAUUGCUCCAACUGCCGUACGCCGCUGCAACUUCCGCCGGGAGCCACUUCCAUAUGCUGCGCCUUAUGCCGCGGCGUCACGCGUGUAGCUCAGCCACGCGCUGCCGCCGCCUCAUCCGUCGGCCUGCAUCAAAGACCUGCUCUUCCGCCGUAUACGGUUCCCUCGCCGUACAAUCGCGUCCCGGCGGGUACGUUGCCGUCGGCACAUGGGCGGAAGCGUGCUCUGAUAUGCGGCGUUUCGUAUAAGAACACGAAGCAAGAGCUUAAGGGGUGUAUAAACGAUGCUAAGUGCAUGAAGUAUUUGCUGAUCAACAAGUUCAGCUUCCCUGAGUCCUCGAUUGUCAUGCUUACUGAAGAAGAAACUGAUCCGUACAAACGUCCAACCAAACAGAACAUGAGAAUGGCCCUGUAUUGGCUUGUGAAAGGUUGUCAACCAGGAGACUCUUUAGUAUUCCAUUUCUCUGGUCAUGGAUCCCAACAGAAGGACUACAACGGAGAUGAGAUCGACGGUUAUGAUGAGACGCUUUGUCCCAUGGAUUAUGCAUCUCAAGGGAUGAUAGUUGAUGAUGAAAUCAAUGCCACAAUUGUCAAGCCUCUUCCUGCUGGUGUCAAGCUUCAUGCCAUUAUAGACGCUUGUCAUAGUGGAACUGUGCUUGAUUUGCCCUUUCUAUGUAGAAUGGACAGAAGUGGGAAGUAUGCUUGGGAGGAUCAUCGGCCUAGAACAGGUGUUUGGAAGGGAACGAACGGCGGGGAAGUCAUUUCCUUCAGUGGCUGUGAUGAUAAUCAAACCUCAGCUGAUACCUCAGCUAUGUCCAAGAUCACCUCAACUGGUGCCAUGACUUAUUCUUUCAUCCAAGCCAUCGAGCGUGGACAUGCAACUACGUAUGGGAAUAUGCUAAACUCAAUGCGAUCUACAAUUAGAAACACAGCUAAUGAUCUUGGGGGUGGUAUUGUGACAUCCCUACUCACCAUGCUCUUAUCUGGGGGAAGCCUUUCAGGCGGGAUGAGACAGGAGCCGCAGUUGACUGCCAAUGUACCUUUCGACGUGUAUUCAAAGACUUUCUCUAUUUAAGUAGUCACAGUCAAAGUAAAAUAUCUCUGUUCUUUAAUCUUUGCAAUUGUCUUGGUUACAAUUUCACACACUAAUUCUUUGAGUUUAUGUACAGUUCUGGAGAAAACUCAAUUCAUUGAAAUCAUGUGUUGUAUAUUAAAUUUAAAUAAAGGAUUUUUUUAUUGGA
Cannabis sativa is the source of this 1503-nucleotide messenger RNA. Its product is annotated as metacaspase-1. Gene Ontology annotation, molecular function: cysteine-type endopeptidase activity. Bases 252 to 1337 code for a protein of 361 amino acids. The record is from RefSeq and is a predicted model, not a curated record. Gene Ontology annotation, biological process: proteolysis. NCBI's taxonomy places the organism in Eukaryota, Viridiplantae, Streptophyta, Magnoliopsida, Rosales, Cannabaceae. The transcript is spliced from 5 exons.